This is a messenger RNA of Chaetura pelagica (chimney swift), 2091 nucleotides long. RefSeq names its product ATH1, acid trehalase-like 1 (yeast) (gene PGGHG). Gene Ontology annotation, biological process: carbohydrate metabolic process. Gene Ontology annotation, molecular function: catalytic activity. The record is from RefSeq and is a predicted model, not a curated record. The transcript is spliced from 13 exons. NCBI's taxonomy places the organism in Eukaryota, Metazoa, Chordata, Aves, Apodiformes, Apodidae. Bases 1 to 2091 code for a protein of 696 amino acids.
AUGGCUGAUGGUGAGGAGGACCCCGCCGUGUUCAGCUGCCGGUGCCUGCCCGCCGACCCGCGGCUCAUGGCCACGGUCACCAACGCCUACCUGGGCACGCGGGUGUUCCGGGACAUCCUGCACGUCGGUGGCGUCUACAGCGGGGCCGGGGGGGACACCCACCGUGCUGACAUCCCCAGCCCUGCCAACGUCAGGGUCACAGUGCCUGGUGUGGACAGCCUGGCCCAGACCUUCACCCUCAACACCCGCACAGGAACCUUCAGCCAUGUGCUUCAGGCCACUGAUUUCACAGCCACCCAUCAGAUCUACGCUCACCAGUCCCUUGUCCACCUGCUGGUCUCCAGCAUCACCAUCCAGCGAUCAGCUCCCACCACCCACCCCAUCACGGUGCAGCUCCAAACACCUUUCAUGCCAAAGAGCCAGGACCUGGACCUGAAGCAAGGGCCGGAUUUCCAGGGAGCACACUACGUGUACGGGAGGACUCUGGUUCCCGAGGUGGAGGGAGGACCCCGUCCCACCGUGCACAUGCUCUGGAGGCCGGUGCCCCCCGCGCUGACGCUGCGCCGGGACGAGCGGGAGCGGUGCUGGCAGUUCCUGACGGCGGUGGCCGAGAGCCGGGAAGAGGUGCAGAGGAGCUACAGCCAUGGGGUGGCCCUGGUGGCCGCGGGAGCCCUGCGGGCCGUCCACGUGCGGGGCUGGGCUGAGCUGUGGCGGGGAUGCUGCGUGGAGCUGGACGGGCCCCUGUCCCUGCGGCGGGCGCUGCGCGGGUGCCUGUACUACCUGCUGAGCACCCUCCCGCCCCGGGACUGCCCCGGGUUCCUCUUCCAGGGCAUCAGCCCUGGGGGCCUGUCCAACGGCACUCGGGGUGAGGAUUACUGGGGGCACGUCUUCUGGGACCAGGACACUUGGAUGUUCCCAAACAUCCUGCUGUUCUACCCCGAGGCUGCCCGAGCCAUCCUGGAGUACCGGCUGCGCACGCUGGACGGGGCGCUGUGCAACGCGCGGGAACAAGGCUACCAGGGUGCAAAGUUCCCGUGGGAGAGUGCAGCCACUGGCCGGGAGGUCUGCCCCGAGGAGAUCUAUGGAGCCCAGGAAAUCCACGUCACCGGGGAUGUCCUGAUGGCCUUUGAGCAGUAUUACUGCACCACACAGGACCAGAAGCUGUUCAGGGAGGAUGGAGGCUGGCAGCUGGUGGGUGCUGUGGCUCAGUACUGGUGCAGCAGGAUGGAGUGGAGCGAGGAGGAGCAGUGCUACCACAUCAAAGGUGUCAUGCCCCCAGAUGAGUAUCACUGCCUGGUGGACAACUCUGCCUACACCAACGCCGUGGCCCGGCGCAGCUUAGACUUUGCAGCUGAUGUGGCUCGGGACUUCUUGGUGCCUGUGCCAGAGGAGUGGCUGGACUGUGCCAAGAGAGUCAAAGUGCCCUUUGAUGCAGAGAAGAAAUACCAUCCUGAGUACGAUGGCUACAGCCCAGGUGAGCCUGUCAAACAAGCUGAUGUUGUCCUGCUUGGGUUCCCCCUGAUGCACCCCAUGAGCCCUGAAGUCCGAAGGAAUGACCUGGAGGUCUAUGAACCCGUCACCGAGCGGGCCGGGCCGGCCAUGACCUGGAGCAUGUUUGCAGUGGGCUGGCUGGAGCUGAAGGAGGUGCAGAGAGCCCAGAGCCAACUGAACAAGUGUUUCAGCAACAUCACGGAGCCCUUCAAGAUCUGGGUGGAGAAUUCGGAUGGGUCAGGAGCUGUGAACUUCUUGACAGGAAUGGGUGGAUUCUUGCAAGCCAUCCUGUUUGGCUACACAGGGUUCAGGAUCACCAGGCCCAGCCUGCGCUUCGACCCCGCGCUUCCCGAGGACGUCAACAACUUGGAAGUCACUGGUGUCUCCUACCUUGGCAACAAACUGAAGUUCACCAUCACCAAGGGAGAAAUCAGGGUCCAAGUGACCGAGGCUCCCCAGGACCCUCCGGCGUCUCCCCUGGAAGUGGUGCUGGAGGGCUCAGGGCAGCACUUUCCCCUGCGGGAAGGGCAGAGUGUCUCCUUCCCCACAGCAGCUGGCUGGAUCCAGAGGUCAUCCACCCACGCUUCAAACCUGGGCUGA